Odocoileus virginianus texanus is the source of this 2084-nucleotide messenger RNA. The record is from RefSeq and is a predicted model, not a curated record. NCBI's taxonomy places the organism in Eukaryota, Metazoa, Chordata, Mammalia, Artiodactyla, Cervidae.
GCAGGGCCGCUCGCUGUGCCCGGCGUGGUGCGUGGUGCAUGGCGGGAUAAGGUGAAGGUCAUGUGUGUGCAUCACUGACACGGGCACUCUGAACUGAAGGAAUGGGUUGUCUCAAUAGUGCUUGUGACCUGGGGCUAGAACGGAGAAUGUAUAGCCAUCACUCGGUGUUGGGGACAGUAUUUUCUUGGGGGAAGAAUAGACCUUUUGACUUGAGUCAGGUGUGGGCCCCUCUCAGCAGUGGGAAAUGCCAGCCCACCUGCCAACACAGUCAGCGCACCAGUGUGGAUUGGGCACAGCCUGGCAGGGCUUGGUGGGGUGUGGCGCUCAUGGCUGCAGCCAGCGUGACCCCUCCCAGCUCCCUGGACCUGCUGCAGCCCGGCUUCUCCAAGACCCUCCUGGGGACCAAGCUCGAGGACAAGUACCUGUGCUCAGCCUGCAGGAACGUGCUGCGCAGGCCCUUCCAGGCGCAGUGCGGCCACCGCUACUGCUCCUUCUGUCUGAGCACCAUCCUGAGCUCCGGGCCCCAGAGCUGCGCUGCCUGUGUGCAGGAGGGCAUUUACGAGGAGGGCGUCUCAAUCCUGGAGAGCAGCUCGGCGUUCCCGGACAAUGCCGCCCGCAGGGAGGUGGAGAGCCUGCCGGCAGUCUGUCCCAGCGAGGGCUGCUCCUGGAAGGGCACCCUGAAGGAGUACGAGAGCUGCCACGAAGGACACUGCCCGUUCAUGCUGACUGAGUGCCCGGCGUGUAAAGGCCUCGUGCGCCUCGGCGAGAAGGAGCAGCACCUGGAGCAUGAGUGCCCGGAGCGGAGCCUCAGCUGCCGGCACUGCCGGGCGCCCUGCUGCCCAGCCGACAUGAAGGCGCACCACCAGAUCUGCCCCAAGUUCCCCCUGACGUGCGACGGCUGCGGCAAGAAGAAGAUCGCCCGGGAGAAGUUUCAGGACCACGUCCGGACGUGUGGCAGAUGUCGAGUCCCGUGCCGAUUCCACGCCGUCGGCUGCCCUGAGAUGGUGGAGAGUGAGAAGCAGCAGGAGCACGAGGCACAGCGGCUCCGGGAGCACCUGGCCCUGCUGCUGGGUGUCCUGCUGGAGGCCGGGCGGCCCCUGGGGGACGGCCGCCCACUCCUCGGCCAGGGCGAGGGCACCUGGGAGGCCAGCGCACCCUCCAGGGCGGCGGAGCUGCUACAGAGGUGCGAGGCCCUGGAGCGGAAGACGGCCACCUUUGAGAACAUCGUCUGUGUGCUGAACCGGGAGGUGGAGCGGGUGGCCGUGACGGCCGAGGCCUGCGGCCGGCAGCACCGGCUGGACCAAGACAGGAUCGAGGCCCUGAGCAACAAGGUGCAGCAGCUGGAGCGGAGCAUCGGCCUGAAGGACCUGGCCGUGGCCGACCUGGAGCAGAAGGUCUUGGAGAUGGAGGCGUCCACCUUCGAUGGCGUGUUCAUCUGGAAGAUCUCGGACUUCUCCAGGAAGCGGCAGGAAGCCGUGGCCGGCCGCACGCCCGCCAUCUUCUCCCCAGCCUUCUACACCAGCAGGUACGGCUACAAGAUGUGCCUGCGCGCCUACCUCAACGGGGACGGCACCGGGCGUGGCACGCACCUGUCCCUCUUCUUCGUGCUGAUGCGGGGCCCGCAUGACGCCCUCCUGCGCUGGCCCUUCAACCAGAAGGUGACCCUGAUGCUGCUGGACCAGAACCACCGCGAGCACGUGAUCGACGCCUUCAGGCCCGACGUGACCUCCUCGUCCUUCCAGAGGCCGGUCAGCGACAUGAACAUCGCCAGCGGCUGCCCGCUCUUCUGCCCCGUCUCCAAGAUGGAGGCCAAGAACUCCUACGUGCGUGACGACGCCAUCUUCAUCAAAGCCAUCGUGGACCUGACGGGGCUCUAGUCGCCUCUCACACAGCGGGGCCCCGCGCUGGGUGGGCUCCGCUGAGCUGUCCUCAGGGGCCCGUCCUGAGCGGGGCUGGGCUGAGGGGCUGUGUGUCCCUGCUGGGUGCGCCCCGCAGGCCUGGAACCCUCAGUCUGCAGCAGGGCAGCCGUGGCGAGGAGCCCAGGAGAGGAGGGCCUGGCUGCCGCUCAGAGGAGAGCCCUGCUG